AUGUAUCCUAUGUCCUUAGACAGUAUGGCACCGCGAUCGAAAGAGAGUAGACCGCCAAAGGACGAAAAGAACAUGGAUAGUGGCAAAGAAAAAAAUCCUAAUAAACAACAUCAAGAAAUCGAAAAAACUAAUAAAAAAGAUCGGAAGCAUUCUCAUGGUGUUGCAAAAAAUUUACAGUUUUUUGAGAGCUUAAAAAAAGUUGCAAAGUCAAAUAAAGUGAAAGAAAACCGCGAUACUGAAAAAGUUUUGGAAAAAGUUCGAUCGGAGUUGUUGGCUGUUGAAGAAGAAUGUAUUCAACAGGGCAUCAGUGAAGAAGAAUUAAAGGCGGUUUUUGCACCUUUAAACAGGUUGCGGAAACGUAUACAGUACGAACGAUCAUUUGUCUUCGCCUCCGUCUGUUUUGUUCUCGUAUCUCUCGUGUGGUAUCUGGCGCCGCUCUGGCUGACGUGGGGCGUCAGCGCCGUCGGAAGGGUCGCCCUGGUUAAGAUUCUGCCCUACUGGGAUUGGAGACCGCUGGCUGGUGCCAAAUGUCUCUUUGGACAUCGUUCGACUGAUCAGGGAUCGAAUUAUGGUGACAAUUUGGAUAAUGGAUUGAUGGAAACUGAUUGUGAUGUUUGUGAACUUUUGGUUGAUAUAGACAGAAUAAAUGACACAUCUAGUGAAUAUUUAAGAGAAAAUUAUUUUUCUCGAGGAGCUCCUGUAAUCGUAACUGAUGUGGAUCAUCCCUCAAAUUCUCUAAUCGAAUCCAUAUCCUUAAAUGACCACCUUCUAGACACUUACCCUUGCGACGUUUAUACAAAUCUACAAUUAGCACCUUUUGGCACAGUACGAGAAUUGGUAAACAAAUUUACCCAAUCGACUUUGAACAGUACAUUUCUUUAUAUGGAAAAUUGUGAGAAACCUGCUGUAAAAGCCUCGAGAUUAUUAGCCGAAAAACCGUAUUUCUACUCUCGACAUCUACCUUCACCGUAUCUAAGUUGGGUUUUGGUCUCUGAAAAUUAUGAUGGAACUUGGAAGAAUAUUCAUGUUGAUGGUUUGGCAACGUUUUACCAGUUACGAGGAAGUUUUGAAGUGAAAAUGCGUCCAAAAACACCUUGUGAUGAGAUUUGUUUUGAAUUAGAAACUACAAUUAGAGCUGGGGAAACAAUGGUUUGGAUUUCGAUGUUGUGGCAUUUUGAAUUACGCGCCAUAUAUGGAGAGAAGAGUGAAGCGUUUUUAAGUGUUACGAGUGGUAAUCCAUAA
Ctenocephalides felis (cat flea) is the source of this 1242-nucleotide messenger RNA. RefSeq lists its product as uncharacterized. Lineage: Eukaryota; Metazoa; Arthropoda; Insecta; Siphonaptera; Pulicidae. The transcript is spliced from 3 exons. The coding region runs from base 1 to 1242 and encodes 413 amino acids. The record is from RefSeq and is a predicted model, not a curated record.